Messenger RNA from Kwoniella mangroviensis CBS 8507, 2598 nucleotides. RefSeq lists its product as uncharacterized. Gene Ontology annotation, molecular function: beta-glucosidase activity. The transcript has 6 exons. Gene Ontology annotation, biological process: glucan catabolic process. The record is from RefSeq and is a predicted model, not a curated record. The coding region runs from base 1 to 2598 and encodes 865 amino acids. Lineage: Eukaryota; Fungi; Basidiomycota; Tremellomycetes; Tremellales; Cryptococcaceae.
AUGGCGUCCAAGACCAACGACCAGAUGGACAGGUCAUUCUUGACGGCUUCCAUACCAAAAUUAUUAGAGGAGAUGACGGAAGAAGAGAAGAUUUCGCUACUAGCAGGGAAGGAUUGGUGGAACACCGUGCCCGUUCCAAGAUUGAAUAUUCCUAGCAUAAAAGUCACGGAUGGACCCAAUGGCGCUCGAGGGGAUAGUUUUUACCAUAUGUGUCCCGCUACUGCCCUUCCUAAUGCAACCUGUCUGGGAGCGACCUUUUCCACGGAACUGGCCGAACUCAGCGGUUCUUUACUCGCUGACGAGGCCAGAGCUCGUAAUGCAUCCUGUCUCUUGGCACCUACAAUCAACAUUCAACGAUCACCUCUCGGUGGACGAGCUUUCGAGUCGUACGCCGAGGAUCCGACUUUGUCAGGGUUGAUAGCUGCCUCAUAUGUUAAUGGUCUACAGGAUAAAGGUGUGUCAGCGACAAUCAAACAUUUCGUUGCGAAUGAUCAAGAACACGAGAGGAUGGGUCAAGAUAGUAUCAUCGCUUCCAGACCCUUACGAGAUAUCUACCUACGACCUUUUCAGCUCGCUCAGAAACACUCCAAACCUUGGGCAUUCAUGACCGCCUAUAACAAAUUAAACGGUACCCACUGUUCCGAAAACAAAUGGUUGUUGACCGAUGUCUUAAGAGGAGAAUGGAAAUUCGAUGGUCUAGUCAUGUCAGAUUGGUAUGGUACAUACUCGGUAUCCGAUUCGGUGAAUGCGGGGUUGAAUUUGGAGAUGCCCGGAGAAGCUAGAUGGAGACAACAGACACUUAUCGCCCAUUCGAUAUAUUCCCACAAAAUCGAUCCUCGUACGUUAGAUAAGAGAGUCUCGGAGAUUAUGAAUUGGGUGCAGAAACUGGCCCAACACAAUGAAGAGCUAGUUUACGCUAAACCAAAUAAAGAGAAGACUAGAAUAGAAGAGAAAGAAGCGGAUGCGAAGAUACUGCGAAGGAUUGGCGGUGAAGGAAUCGUUCUGUUAAAGAACGACCAAGAUGUUUUACCGUUGAACAGACCCAAUACGAAAGUCGGUGUGAUCGGUCCUAAUGCCAAAGCUAAGGUACUGACUGGUGGUGGAUCGGCACAACUCCGAGCCUCCUGGUCGGUAUCACCUUGGGAAGGGUUGGUGCAUAACAAGCCUGAUGAUGUCGAUCUAUCCUACUCUCUGGGAGCGACUACCUCAAAAUACCUUCCUCUGCUCGGUGAGGAGUUCACUACCCUGGAUGGAAAACCGGGUUUCGACCUCAGACAUUACGCCAUCAACAAAGAGAGUGGUGAAAAGGAAGAAAACCCGGUAUUGACUGAACAACGGGAUACAUCCGACAUGUUCAUGGCCGAUUUUCACCCUCCUGAAUUGGGAGAUCAGUACUUCACGGAGUUAUUGGCUAUCUUCACACCGGGAGAAAGCGCCGAAUGGGUAUUCGAAUCGACGGUAACCGGUCAAGCUUGGUUAUGGAUAGAUGACGAUUUGAUCAUUGAUAAUUCCAAAUACACAUCGAGAGGUACUUCUUACUUUGGUUCAGGAUCCGUUCCUCUUCAACGUACCUUCAAAGUUGAAACCGGCAAGUCUUACAAUAUAAGAUAUCUACAUGACUCUCGAAUACCCUCCACGUUGAUCACCGCCGGGUCCACCCCCUUGACCGUCGUCGGAAUCCGAUUAGGUGCCUUCCCCAAAUUCGAACCUGAACAAGCUAUCAAAGAUGCUGUGGAGUUGGCUAAAAACGUUGAUGUGCCUCUGAUCAUCGCUGGUUUGAACGCUGAUUGGGAGAGUGAAGGGUAUGAUCGACCUGAUUUGUCUUUACCCUUACGAACCAACGAGCUUAUCUCGCGUGUGGCCGAGGCGAAUCCCAAGACGGUCAUUGUCAUCCAGGCUGGAUCGGCUGUAUCUAUGCCUUGGAUCGAUCAGGUUUCCGGCGUAGUUUACGCAUGGUAUGGUGGUAAUGAAUGUGGUAAUGCGAUUGCGGAUAUAAUUUACGGUAAAGUAAACCCAUCCGGAAGACUACCUAUCACGUUCCCUGUAAAAGAGACAGAUAUCCCUGCCAAUACCAAUUACAAAUCCGCCAGGACCAAGACAUACUACGAGGAAGGUAUUUGGGUAGGAUACAGAUGGUAUAACGAAAGACAGAUCAAACCUUUAUUCCCCUUCGGCCAUGGUCUCUCUUACACCACUUUUGAAUAUGAUAAUCUAAAAAUUACCAAUCAACCACCCAAAAACGCUAAAGCCGACGAGUGGAAAUUGGAAGUUCAAGUAGAUGUGAAGAAUACUGGUAACAUUCCAGGGAGUCAUUCUGUCCAUGUCUACACUUGUCCGCCUAAAGAAACGGAGACUAGUUUGAAACAUCCCAAACAGACUUUACAAGCAUUCAAGAAAGUAUCAGAUCUCAAACCUGGAGAAACCGUCACGGUUAAAGUGAUUCUUGACAAGUAUGCUAUCUCCCAUUGGGACGAAGGGUAUAACUCCUUCAGAGCUGAAUUGGGUGAAUGGUAUGUCAAGAUUGGUAAAGAUGCUGAGACGAUGAUUGGAGAAGCCAAGUUCGUUAUCGAGCAGGAGAUUGAAUGGACUGGUUUGUAA